Molecule: messenger RNA, 1749 nt
Organism: Acanthosepion pharaonis
Lineage: Eukaryota; Metazoa; Mollusca; Cephalopoda; Sepiida; Sepiidae
Source: the annotation of a GenBank genome assembly
AUGGCUUCUUCCUGCCCUUCUUUUCCCCCUCUUCCUGCCCCUUCUUUUCCCCCCUUCCUGCCCCUUUCUUCCCCCCCUUCCUGCCCCUUCCUUCCCCCCUCUUCCUGCCUCUUCCUUCCCCCCUCUUCCUGCCUCCCUCUCUCUCUCUCUGCCCUUUCCUUUCCCUUUCUCUCUUCAUGCUCCUUCCCCCCUCUCUUACUCUUUCCUUCUUUUCUCUCACUGUCCCUGCUUUUUCUUCCUCUCUCUCUUGUCCCUGGGAUUUUUCUUCCUCUCUCUCUCUUGUCCUUUCUUCCUUCCUGUUUUCUCUCUAUCACUUUCUCUGCUUUCUCUCUUCAUACCCAUGCAGAUCUUUUUCCUGUAGGUGAGACUUCUCUAUUUUCUCUUUGUUUCUUUCUUUAUCAUUUGUUUUACUUUACUCUUUCAUCCUCUCCUUUUUUUCUACCUUCCUCUCUUUUUUCUACCUUGCUCUCCUUUUUUCUCUCCUUACCCUGCUCUCCUUUUUUUUCUCUCCCUUCCCUGCUCUCCUUUUUCUCUCCUUACCCUGCUCUCCUUUUUUUUUGUUUUACUUUACUCUUUCAUCCUCUCCUUUUUUUCUACCUUCCUCUCUUUUUUCUACCUUGCUCUCCUUUUUUCUCUCCUUACCCUGCUCUCCUUUUUUCUCUCCUUACCCUGCUCUCCUUUUUUUCUCUCCUUACCCUGCUCUCCUUUUCUCUCCUUACCCUGCUCUCCUUUUUUCUCUCCUUACCCUUCUCUCCUUACCCUUCUCUCCUUACGUUGCUCUCUUUUUUCUUCUCCCUUACGUUGCUCUCUUUUUUCUUCUCCCUUACGUUGCUCUCUUUUUUCUUCUCCCUUACGUUGCUCUCUUUUUUCUUCUCCCUUACGUUGCUCUCUUUUUUCUUCUCCCUUACCUUGCUCUCUUUUUUCUUCUCCCUUACCUUGCUCUCCUUUUUCUUCUCCUUUUGCUCUCUUUUUUUCUUCUCCCUUACCUUGCUCUCCUUUUUCUUCUCCCUUACCUUGCUCUCCUUUUUCUUCUCCCUUACGUUGCUCUCCUUUUUCUUCUCCCUUACGUUGCUCUCCUUUUUCUUCUCCCUUACGUUGCUCUCCUUUUUCUUCUCCCUUACGUUGCUCUCCUUUUUCUUCUCCCUUACGUUGCUCUCCUUUUCUUCUCCCUUACCUUGCUCUCCUUUUUUCUUCUCCUUACCUUGCUCUCCUUUUUUCUUCUCCCUUACCUUGCUCUCCUUUUUCUCUCCCUUUACCUUGCUCUCCUUUUUCUUCUCCCCUUACCUUGCUCUCCUUUUUCUUCUCCCUUACCUUGCUCUCCUUUUUCUUCUCCCUUACCUUGCUCUCCUUUUUCUUCUCCCUUACCUUGCUCUCCUUUUUCUUCUCCCUUACCUUGCUCUCCUUUUUUCUUCUCCCUUACCUUGCUCUCCUUUUCCCCCUUACCUUGCUCUCCUUUUCCCCCUUACCUUGCUCUCCUUUUUCUUCUUCCUCACCUUGCUCUCCUUUAUCUUCUUCCUCACCUUGCUCUCCUUUAUCUUCUUCCUCACCUUGCUCUCUUUUUCUUCUUCCUCACCUUGCUCUCUUUUUCUUCUUCCACUUCCUUUUUCUUCUUUUGUUUUCUCUCCUUUUUUCCUAGUUUUCCCUCUUCUUUUCAUCCCCUUUUCCUUCCCCCUUGCUCUCUUCUCAUCCUCUCUUCAUUUUUCUCCCUUUUUUUCUUUUACUAUUUUUUGGGCAGAGGAGGGAGAGUAA